Folsomia candida is the source of this 3109-nucleotide messenger RNA. Its product is annotated as ubiquitin-conjugating enzyme E2-17 kDa. Gene Ontology annotation, biological process: protein polyubiquitination; ubiquitin-dependent protein catabolic process. Gene Ontology annotation, molecular function: ubiquitin conjugating enzyme activity. NCBI's taxonomy places the organism in Eukaryota, Metazoa, Arthropoda, Collembola, Entomobryomorpha, Isotomidae. Gene Ontology annotation, cellular component: nucleus. The coding region runs from base 420 to 863 and encodes 147 amino acids. The record is from RefSeq and is a predicted model, not a curated record. The transcript is spliced from 6 exons.
GUUUUUGAAAUUUUGGGAACUUUCGAAAUCUGUGGGUGCUCCCGGAGUAGGAAAUCCGUCCGACUGACUGCUUGCUGGCUCACCUUCUUCUCUUUUGGCUGGCUGGUUGGUUUGGUGGCUACUUCUUCUCUCGCUCUUGUCCAGGACACAGAUUUUACUCGAUACUACUACGCGAAAUCCAUGUGAUAACGUCUUGUGAGUACGACGACGACACUGUAAAGGAAAAGACUGAUUAAUUUCAUUUCUUCUUUCUGCCAAGAAAGACAGCGCAGCGCAGCUACGGCAAAAUCUCUUUGUUGAUAAGAUACUCGACUUGAUCUCGGAGUGGUCAAGUCUCUUUUUGUGAGGUUUCUCGCAUCAAUAAAUAAUCCAGCAAGGAACGCAGAUCUAUAAAGGUCAACGGCAUUACGAUAGACAAAAUGGCUUUGAAACGUAUUAAUAAGGAACUGCAAGACUUGGGCACUGAUCCACCAGCGCAAUGCUCUGCAGGACCAAUUGGUGAAGACAUGUUUCACUGGCAAGCAACAAUCAUGGGACCGCCGGACAGCCCCUACCAAGGAGGAGUUUUCUUUUUGUCCAUCCACUUUCCAGUCGACUAUCCAUUCAAGCCGCCGAAGGUUUCAUUCACUACGCGUAUCUAUCAUCCGAACAUUAACGCGAACGGGUCAAUUUGUUUGGACAUUUUGCGCUCGCAAUGGUCGCCUGCUUUGACUAUUUCAAAAGUGCUCCUCUCAAUAUGUUCACUUCUCUGCGACGCAAAUCCGGACGAUCCACUCGUCCCUGAGAUUGCUCGGAUCUACAAGACAGAUCGGAACAAGUACAACGAACUAGCGCGCGAAUGGACUCGAAAGUACGCCAUGUAGUCAAACCAGAAGUCAGCACAAUCAUCAUUAAAAAAAACAAAAUCCGAUAAAUUCAUGAUCGCCAACGUUAACGUCCGCCACCUUCUCGUCAGUCCAACUCCUACUGAACCGAAAGAAGAAGAAGAAGAAGAAAUACAUGUCAUUUAUCCUUCUCUCCUAUUAUUUAUCCUCAUUUUUCUUAUAAUAAUACUUAUCGUCGUCGUCGUGUGUACGAGACAUGAGCGAGAUGAAGAUUCACACUUAAUUAAUUAGAAUGAAUUUAAAUGCGUAGCAAAAUUUCUCAUGUUAUUAUUAUAUAAAACUCACUACGCUCCGCUACUACUCCACAUUUUUUCUAUGUACGAAACACACCAAGGUGUUUUUAAAUUCUUGUUCUUAUCGUGUGUAUCGAAAUCUCGUGAGUUGAUUGUACUUACUUUUUAGAUACUUGUAUAACAGCAGCAGGAAGAGGAGGAGCAACAGCUAUAUGCAAACCCCUAAAAAAUUUUAAGUCUUCUACUUACUACUACUCCUCUAUAUAUUUCUCUUUACUUGUUGCAUUUAUUAAUUUAAAUUUUUGUAACUGAAAUGUCUCACAAGAGUUGUAAAUGAAUUGUGUUGAAAUUUAAAAACGAUUGAAAAGUUGUAGCAAUAUUUAAUCAUCUCGUUUUUACGAUCAUAAUAAUUAACGUGCUUCCCCUCUUGUCAAGGCCACUUUUUUACCUGUAUGUCUGUCAUUUUAUGAAUGUUCUUGUUAAGUUCUUAUCUCUUUCUUUCUUAUCUCCCGAUGAUGACACGUUACAUUUGAAUUUGUUGUUGGUAUGAUUUUUAAAUUUUUCGGAUGAUAUUUUUUUUUGUCUGAGUUCCCCACUAAUAGGAAAGAAAUUAGGGAUAUAUAAAGAAAAAUAGUCAGUUUAAUUAAAUACCGAUUAUUAACUAACACCACUCCAAUCCAAUCCACCAAACCAACACCAACCACUACAUAAAAUCGCAGUAAGUAAAUUAUAGUCAGUAAAUAAGAGCAAAUGUAAGUUUACUAAUUAAUAAUAAUUAGUGUCGUCGUCGUAAAGGAAGCGUCACGGUCGGAAUUGAAAUUGUCGUUUCUUUUUUUCUCAAAAAAAGUCCCCUUUGGAAGAAGAGUAUUUAUUAAAUUGUAGGGAAAAGCAAGGCAUUAAUUAUUAGUUACCCGGAUGAUAAGAUAAGAUGAGCGAGGGGAGAUAAGCAGUGAGUAAUAAUAAUAAUAAAUCUACCGUCGUCACUCAUUAAAAACUUAUGUGAAAUAUUAUCUCUUCUGUAUGAUUAAAGAAAUUAAUACCUAAAAAAGAACACCGGUACUUAUCCACAUUUAAAUAAAAAAUAACCAUAAUUAAUAUCUUAUAGGUAGCAUUUAUACCUUUUAUAUUUAUAUUGGAUGAUGGAGACAAAUGUAUGAGUGCGUGCGUCCCCUUGGGGGGUCGGCGAUUUUAAAUUGUUUAUUUGUUCGAAACGUUUACCCACCCUGCUGAACUGAUGAAACGAUUUUUUUGUAAUAAUUAAGUAGUGACUAAUUAAUUAAUUAGGUGCGUUUAUAAUUGAUUAUUUCGCCAAUUUGGGCCAAAGUUUAUAAAUUUAACUAUGGCGCAAGUACUGAAGAUGAAUAAACGCAGCUAAAUAUUUAUAAUUACGGAGAAAUUAAAUUGUAAUUAAUUAUCUGCGUUUAUACUUGACUCCUUAUUUGCGCCAAUGUUUUAACUAUGGCGCAAGUUACUUACGACGAGUGAUAAAUAAAUAAACGCAGCUAAAUAUUUACAAGAGAAGAAAUUGAAGCAAAGCAAGCACUGAAAAAUUGUGGAGAUCGUCAUCCCCGACUACUUUUUUGAUUUUAUUUAUUUUUGUGUCCUCUUAAUUAUUAUUUUCGAAAUCUGAGACAAAGUGGAAAAAGCAUUAUUUUGUAUUUUGUUGGAUAAGUGUGUAGAAAUUUGGAAAAGGUGUGUUUUUUUGUGCGAUUUUUUUUCUCUCUGGUCUCUCUUCUUCUUGUGUGUGUGCGAAUUUGUAUGAAUAUGAUGAUGAUGAAUGAAAUUGCGUUAAUUAAUUAAUUAAUUAUUGUAUUACUUGUGAUUAUUAAUUAAUUAUUAAAAAUAUGAUUAAAUAACUAUGAUGAUGAUGAUAUUGGACUUUGCGUGCUAACUGUGAAUGAAUUUAGGGAAUCAAGCAGAAGAAGAAGAAUAUUUGUUGUAAUUUUUUUAUGUAUUUAAAAUGCUGCAUAAAAUGAUAAAAUUACUGGAAAA